This is a messenger RNA of Botrytis sinoallii, 2608 nucleotides long. RefSeq lists its product as uncharacterized. The record is from RefSeq and is a predicted model, not a curated record. The transcript has 5 exons. Gene Ontology annotation, cellular component: cell surface; extracellular region. Gene Ontology annotation, biological process: glucan catabolic process. NCBI's taxonomy places the organism in Eukaryota, Fungi, Ascomycota, Leotiomycetes, Helotiales, Sclerotiniaceae. Gene Ontology annotation, molecular function: glucan exo-1,3-beta-glucosidase activity. The coding region runs from base 985 to 2250 and encodes 421 amino acids.
CUUGAUUACGAUACCUUUUAUGUCGAUUCACAUACCACGACCUAUUAAAAAGAGCUAAUGAGUCGUAUAUUUAUAUUACACGUGAGUAAAGAUAGCUAAAAUCAUGGUUUUGUAUGGAACAACACAGAGCAAGGUCUUCUCAUCUUUAUUGACAACCAGGAAACGCAAACGUUCCGAAUAUCUGCAAUCUUCGUUCGACAGAUAUAAUAGCUGCAGCAUGUUGUGUCAACACAGGUGAUGUGCCGACAUCAUUCGGGACAAACAUCCAAGGCUGCUUUUAGGAUUCCUCAUUUGCCUAUUUGGCCCAGCAUUCAAGAAGUGCUCUUCUUAUCGGUGUUAUUUCAGUUAUUCUGAGAUCUUCGAGCUUUAGAACCAAAUCAAAAUCAUCUCCUAUUGAAUAUUAGGUUCAAUGUAUCAUUUUGAUGCCUUUUGGCGAGAUUUUAAAAGUCAAGAUUUAGCCUAACCUAGGUACUUUCAAGAACGUCAAAAUUUGUCUCUAAAUUUCGCAGUUUCUUUGAGCUUUUCAACGACUAAAAGCGGCAGUCCCAUAAAUUCACCCCUACUUUGUAUCUUACACUAAUAAUAUUUGUCUGGAUUUCACUUCCACUACAACCUUGCAGACAAAGUCAACGUUGAAAUUCCACAUAGAUGUCUCUCUCUACUGGCUGUGGGGCCCGAAAAAUACUACCUAGCUUUGGCCUGUCAAAAAUGCAUUUUCCGAAAAGCUGGCUUUGUGCGAUCACCCGAUACAUGUCAUGCAGCUUGGCUAAUAAAGAUUUCUAUCCAUUGCCAUGUUUACAUACACUAUCCCCAAUGGAUUUUUUAUGAAGACGGACAAGUCUGUUUACAGCCACAGUUCUUGUCCUGCCUUUUCAUUUACAAGUUUUCUUUCAGUGUCUUCUGAAAUACAUAUACAUUGACUUUCCCACUACAUCAGGAUACGUUCUAGGAAUUUUCUAGAAAACGUCUAGAAGCUCAGCCAAAAUGGUAUCGUCUUUUAGAACUCUCAUCAUUGUAGCAUGUCUGCUAAUGACUGAAGCUACACCCUUACUUAAGAAGAAGGGGCUGAGCUUCGAUUACAAUGGCAGUAAGGUUCGCGGCGUCAACCUAGGAGGAUGGUUCGUGCUGGAGCCCUGGAUUACUCCGUCGUUGUUCUAUGGAUCUUGGGUAGAUGAGUACACUCUGACUCAAACACUUGGGAAAUCUGCUUCACAAAAUCUAUUAAACGCACAUUGGGCAACUUGGAUUACGCAGAAUGAUUUCAAUGAGAUUGCAAGUGUAGGCUUGAAUCAUGUCCGUAUCCCAAUUGGAUAUUGGGCUUUGAAUCCAUUGCCUGGGGAUCCUUAUGUCCAGGGACAGUUGAUUUACUUGGACAAAGCUAUUGGCUGGGCGAGACAGGCAGGGUUGAAAGUGAUUCUAGAUGUUCACGGGGCGCCAGGAAGUCAAAAUGGGUUCGAUAACUCGGGACGGAAAGGACCUGUCACUUGGACUCAAGGAGAUUCUACCAAGCAAACAUUGGCUGCCAUCCAAACGCUGGCCUACCGCUAUGCUCCAGCCACAGACGUUGUGACUGGGAUCGAGCUUCUCAAUGAACCAGCGAACUGGGCUCUUGACAUGGGAGCAGUUAAGCAGUUUUACUAUGAUGGUUGGGGAAAUGUGAGAAACGCGAAUCCUGAUACCGCGGUUGUCAUUCAUGACGCUUUUCUUUCUCCGCCUUCAUGGAAUGGUUUCAUGAACUACCAAUCUGGAGUCAAUGAUAUUAUUCUCGAUACCCAUAUCUAUCAAAUCUUUUCCUUUGCAGAGGUCGCCAUGAAGCCUUGUCAACAUAUUCAGGUUGCUUGUAGUCAAGUCGGAAACUUGGCGAAUACAGACAAGUGGACAAUUGUUGGCGAAUUCAGUGGAGCACAAACAGACUGUGCAAAAUGGUUGAAUGGCUUUGGUGUCGGUUCUCGAUACGAUGGAUCAUAUCCCGGAAGUCCUGCAUGGUAUGGAUCUUGCCAGUCGAAAGAUGUUGGGACAGUUGACGGGCUACUUGAAGUCGACAAAGUGAAUCUGGCAUAUUUCAUGGAAGCACAACUUGAUGCAUAUGAAGCUCACUCAGGCUGGGUUUUCUGGACAUGGAAGACCGAAUCUGCUCCCGAGUGGCACUUCCAAAACCUGACAAGAGCGGGAUUGAUCCCACAGCCUUUGACGAGUAGAAAAUAUGGGAAGCAAUGCGCAACUUCAGCCUGUUUGAUUCCAGGCAAUUGAAGAUUUUCUACACUGCUUCACAAGAAAACAUGAAAUUUCUUUUGGGGGUGGUUCAAGAGAGCGGAUACGGGGCCCAAUGACGUUCAUACAUGCAAUUAUUUGGAGGAUGGUAUUUUGGCGAAAUUUACGAUGCAAUAACGAUACCCCUUCAUUCGCUCGGGGAGUUACGGGCAAGAUAGAUUCUAGUUAUCGGGGAGAAGCGAAGAUCUAGUGCAAGAGGUGCCAAGAGAGGGGUAAUUUAUUGGUGUAACACCUGAUGAUAGCCCUGAGCGUCCUUUUCCUGGUUGUUGAGAAUAGCACGUGAGGCACGAGAUAGAUGAGAGAAAUAAUCAAUAGAAAAAUGAUAAGAUGGAUUGCU